Malania oleifera is the source of this 3370-nucleotide messenger RNA. Its product is annotated as ETO1-like protein 1. Gene Ontology annotation, molecular function: protein binding. The record is from RefSeq and is a predicted model, not a curated record. The transcript is spliced from 6 exons. Gene Ontology annotation, biological process: negative regulation of ethylene-activated signaling pathway. Lineage: Eukaryota; Viridiplantae; Streptophyta; Magnoliopsida; Santalales; Ximeniaceae. The coding region runs from base 472 to 3132 and encodes 886 amino acids.
AUUAUGGUUAUUUUUUGACAGUUCUCUACUUGGAAGGAGUAGUGCCUGGCUGCAAUCUUCACGUAUUCAACGCAAAAAAUAAAGCGGCAGAAAAACAAAAGGGAAAAACUUUCCCUUUCGCCAAACGAAAUAAAGUGUGGAAGUCAGAUUUUCCUUUGGAUUCCUUAGUUCUAUUUUGCGCUUCUGUGGCUUUCUGGGCGGAAGUUCUGACUUGGGUCUCUAAGUUUCAGCCAGAUUUGUUAUGAUUUUUCGUUCGGUUACUUUUCCAAGUGCUUCAAACUUCAACAGAGAGAUUCUGUUCGAUGGCGCAGUUUGAAAGUUGUCCCAGCUAAUAGUUCUGCGUUUAGAUCAGAAUUCAGAAGCUUUUCCUUUUUCUUCCUUUUUGUUCCCACCAAUCUUUGCUGCGUUUGAGUGUUGAAAAGAGGGACUUAUCUGGCUAUUGUGGAGAUCUUGUUUCAUAUCUUAUGCCCGAUGAAAACUUUCUUUCCAUAUGAGUCGUGUAAAGAAACACAGCUCAAUGGUCUCAAUCCGCAGUCAUGGCUCCAAGUUGAAAGAGGCAAGCUUUCAAAAUUCUCUUCGCACUCAUCUUCUUCCAUAGAAUCUCUUAUCAGGGUACCUGAGCCACCAAUUCUACCAUUCUUUAAACCUCUUGAUUAUGUGGAAGUUCUAGCUCAAAUUCAUGAAGAACUUGAGUCAUGUCCUCCACAUGAUAGAUCGAGUCUCUAUUUAUUACAGUUUCAGGUCUUUAGGGGGCUCAACGAAGUCAAACUGAUGCGGAGGAGCCUCCGCUUGGCUUGGCAGAAGGCAACCACUGUUUAUGAAAAAUUCAUCUUUGCAGCAUGGUUGAAGUAUCAGAAGCAAGGAGAGGAGCUCAUUGCUGACUUGCUUGCCUCUUGCAGUAAAUGUGCCCAGGAGUUUGGGCCCAUAGACAUUGCAUCUGAGCUUCCUACUAAUUUAAAUAGUAGUUCUCAAGAGUCUAUUGGGUUUAAUGAGAACCAGAUUUCAAGAACUGUGAUUUUCCAAAUUGGUAAUGAUAAGAUAACCUGUGAUAGGCACAAGAUUGCAAGAUUGUCGGCUCCAUUUCGUGCUAUGCUAAAUGGUUGUUUCACAGAAUCACAUUCUGAAUGCAUAGAUUUUUCUGAAAACAAUAUUUCCUCUUCGGGUAUGAGGGCAAUCAGUGAGUUCAGCACAACAGGCAGGUUAAAUGAAGUGCAUCCAAAUAUUUUGCUUGAAAUCUUGAUGUUUGCAAACAAAUUUUUUUGUGAAAGGCUUAAAGAUGCUUGUGACAGGAAGCUUGCAUCUUUAGUUUCCUCCAGAGAAGAUGCAGUGGAACUAAUGGAAUAUGCUCUUGAAGAGAAUUGCCCUGUUCUUGCUGCCUCCUGUUUGCAAGUGUUCCUGCAAGAACUUCCUGAUUGUUUGAAUGACAAUCGGGUAGUGCAGCUACUAACCAAUGCUAGAAGACAACAGAGGUCGAUCAUGGUUGGACCUGCCUCAUUUUCUUUAUACUGUUUGUUAAGUGAAGUGGCUAUGAACCUGGAUCCCCAAUCAGACAAAACAGCUUGUUUUUUGGAACAGUUGGUGGAGUCUGCUGGAAGUAGCGGACAGAGACUAUUGGCAUUUCAUCAGUUGGGAUGCAUGAGGCUUCUGAGGAAGGAGUAUGAUGACGCUGAGCAGCUCUUUGAAGCAGCUUUUAAUGCAGAUCAUGUUUACUCCAUUGCAGGUUUGGCCAGAAUUGGUUCCAUCAAGGGCCACAAGUGUUGGUCCUAUGAGAAGCUCAGCUCUGUGAUUUCCUCUGUUAACCCACAAGGUUGGAUGUAUCAGGAGAGAUCGCUAUACUGUGAAGGUGAUAAGAGGUGGGAAAACCUUGAGAAGGCAACUGAGUUGGACCCGACAUUGACAUACCCGUACAUGUAUCGAGCGGCAUCUUUGAUGAGGAAACAAAAUGUUCAAGCUGCUCUUGGAGAAAUCAAUCGAGUGCUUGCCUUCAAACUGGCACUAGAAUGCUUGGAACUCAGGUUUUGUUUCUAUCUUGCACUUGAGGACUACGAAGCUGCCUUUUGUGAUGUUCAAGCAAUCCUGACACUUUCUCCAGAUUAUAGGAUGUUUGAAGGACGAGUGGCAGCGUCGCAACUCCAUACUCUUGUGCGUGAGCAUGUCAAGAAUUGGACUGCAGCAGAUUGUUGGUUGCAAUUAUAUGAUCGUUGGUCUUCAGUUGAUGAUAUUGGGUCCCUCUCUGUUAUUUACCAGAUGCUUGAAUCUGAUGCUGCAAAAGGUGUUCUAUAUUUCAGGCAGUCCUUGCUUCUUCUUAGGUUGAACUGUCCAGAAGCAGCUAUGCAAAGUUUGCAGAGGGCUCGUCAGCAUGCUUCAAGUGAGCAUGAACGCCUGGUUUAUGAGGGAUGGAUCUUAUAUGAUACAGGUCAUUGUGAGGAAGGGCUUCGGAAAGCAGAGGAGUCUAUUAGAAUCAAGAGAUCUUUUGAGGCCUUUUUCCUAAAAGCAUAUGCUUUAGCAGACUCCAGCCAGGAUUCCUCUUGUUCGUCAACAGUUGUUUCACUUCUUAAAGAAGCCUUGAGUUGUCCUUCAGACAGGCUUCGGAAAGGUCAGGCCUUGAACAAUCUUGGGAGUGUGUAUGUUGACUGUGAACAAUACGAUUUGGCUGCUCUUUGCUACAUUGAUGCCAUUAAAAUCCGGCACACUCGAGCACACCAGGGCCUUGCUCGGGUUCAUUACCUUAAAAAUGACAAGAAGGCUGCAUAUGAGGAAAUGACUAAACUGAUAGAAAAGGCGCAGAACAAUGCAUCUGCCUAUGAGAAGAGGUCGGAGUACUGUGAACGUGAACGCGCACAAUCUGAUUUGGAAAUGGUCACCCGAUUGGAUCCCCUUCGCAUCUACCCUUACAGAUAUCGAGCUGCAGUGCUGAUGGAUAGCCACAAGGAGACGGAAGCCAUUGCAGAACUGUCAAGGGCAAUCGCUUUCAAAGCUGAUCUUCAACUUCUACACCUGCGGGCUGCGUUCUAUGAGCACGUUGGAGAUGUUUUGGGGGCUGUACGUGACUGUCGAGCUGGGCUCUCUCUUGAUCCUACCCAUCAAGAAAUUCCCGAAUUUCACAGCCGUUUAGACUGCCGAGAUCUAUAAGUCCAUGGCCAAUUGACCACCCGCCCAAACCGAAAAAAAGAAAAAAAGAAAAAAAAAAGGUAAAUUGUAUGGUCAAUCGUGUGUGCUGGUGAGUGGGUCCGUCUAACAACUCGCUGCCAUUUUCUUUCUUUUUCUUCUUUUCUUUUUCAAUUUUCAAUUUUUGUAAUUUAUGCCUCUGGAAUUCUGGUAUAUAAUUUUAUUUUAUUGAUUUUAAAGCUAUCCCAGCCUUUUCCCUUCA